Messenger RNA from Funneliformis geosporum, 774 nucleotides. NCBI's taxonomy places the organism in Eukaryota, Fungi, Glomeromycota, Glomeromycetes, Glomerales, Glomeraceae. The record is from the annotation of a GenBank genome assembly.
AUGAAUCGUCAAAACGGUCAUAAUCAUUAUGGAGGACAACAACUUUGGAUAAAAAUCGAUCUUAGAGAAAUAUAUUUUUUUCCAAGUAGAGAUAUCAUUCGAAGAUAUCAAUGCAGACAAAUUGAAUUAUUACUUAAAUAUACCAUUAAAAGCAUAGCGAUUGAUUUUAUUGAAGGCCAAGAACUUAAUGAAGUAAGGAUUCCCAUUGAACAAGUUGUUGGAUUUAAAGUUAUCCAAGAUAAGUACAUUGAAAUUGAAUUUCGUAAGGAUUUUCAUAGGACUUAUUUUGUUCAUGACCUUAAUCAAAAUACGGUUUUUUUAACCCGUAAGGAUCCAACCGGUUACAUGGAAGGUGUUACAAAGAUAAUUUUUACACCUUGUGAAAAAGUUCAUCCCAUGACAAUUUUUAUGUUUGAAGUUGGAAUUAAGUGGAUGGGUGUUCCAAUUGAUAAAGAUAAAAAUUAUGAAACUGGUGAAACAAAGCAAGUUGAUAAGGAUCUGAUAACCAAUAUUCCACCAUUAAAUUAUAAACCCGAGUAUAAUAUUACAUGUUACUCUUUGAAUUUAAAGAGGGCAAUUUGUUUACAAAUGGAAGAAUCCUUUUUGGAUUUAUUGAAAUUAAUUCAUAAAAAAUUGGGUUUUGAAAUAGCUUCUAUUAAAUAUAAGGAUGUCGAUGGUAAUCUAAUUACGGUUGAAGACGAAGAAGAUUGGGAUGCCGCCAAAUUGAAUUUUAAAUGGCAAGACUUUUCGAAUUUCGAAAUCUACGUAGAUUAA